AUGACUGAAGUCUUCAACUCGACUGUUUUCCAAACCGUUCAAUCGUCCUCCUUCUCCGACGUGGUGAACAACGUCUUCCAAAGCCAACCCCAAUUAAACAUUGCUGAGAAACUGUGGGCUUCUUGGUACACAUAUAUGCAAAAUGACGUUUUGGCGACAGGCCUCUUGUUCUUCCUCACACACGAACUCUUCUAUUUCGGUAGAUGUCUCCCUUGGUACAUUAUUGACAAGAUCCCAUACUUUAGAAAGUGGAAGAUCCAGCCUACAUACAUCCCCUCCGAUAAAGAACAGUGGGAAUGCCUCAAAUCGGUCUUGAAGUCGCAUUUCCUAGUGGAGGUGUUUCCCAUCUGGACGUUCCACCCCCUCUGCAAGUCUCUUGGCAUUGGUGUCUCUGUCCCCUUCCCACCACUGUCGACAAUGCUGAAAGAGUGGGCAAUCUUCUUUGUCCUUGAAGAUAUGUGGCACUACUGGGCACACAGGCUCUUCCAUUACGGCCCUUUCUACAAGUACAUCCACAAGCAACAUCAUAGAUAUGCAGCUCCAUUUGGUCUCACCGCAGAAUAUGCCCACCCAGCUGAAGUCAUCAGUCUCGGUGCCGGCACAGUUGGCUUCCCUAUUGUCUACGCGUACUUGACCGGUAAUUUGCAUCUGUUCACAUUGACCGUUUGGAUCGUCUUGAGGUUGUUCCAAGCGGUCGAUUCCCAUUCAGGUUAUGACUUCCCUUGGUCUCUACACAACUUUGUCCCAUUCUGGGCAGGCGCAGAACACCAUGACUUGCACCACCAUUACUUCAUUGGAAAUUACGCAUCUUCCUUCAGAUUCUGGGACUUUUGGCUCGAUACUGAAGCAGGUCCAGUCGCAAAGGCAGAAAGAGAAGCAAGAAUUAAGGCCAAGGCAGAAAGAGAUGCAAAGAAAGCACAGUAG
Molecule: messenger RNA, 924 nt
Organism: Pichia kudriavzevii
Lineage: Eukaryota; Fungi; Ascomycota; Pichiomycetes; Pichiales; Pichiaceae
Exons: 1
Coding region: 1-924 (307 amino acids)
Biological process (GO): ergosterol biosynthetic process
Molecular function (GO): C-4 methylsterol oxidase activity; iron ion binding
Source: RefSeq, a predicted model, not a curated record